UAGCUUUUGGCUACAUCAUGUGUGGCCCCCAAAUGACCAUUGGGGGCAUGUCUCUCUCACUUUCCCAAGGAAAGCUAAAUCUGAAGAAGUUUGACAACUCUGUGAACAGAGAAGACAGGAUUCUAAAACCAUGUUCUUCACCCAAUGGCCUUAUUGACAAGUUGGUGAUGAACUUUGAGAAUUUUUUGGAA
Rangifer tarandus platyrhynchus (Svalbard reindeer) is the source of this 191-nucleotide messenger RNA. Lineage: Eukaryota; Metazoa; Chordata; Mammalia; Artiodactyla; Cervidae. The record is from the annotation of a GenBank genome assembly.